Molecule: messenger RNA, 1381 nt
Organism: Anastrepha ludens (Mexican fruit fly)
Lineage: Eukaryota; Metazoa; Arthropoda; Insecta; Diptera; Tephritidae
Product: homeotic protein ocelliless-like
Exons: 3
Coding region: 718-1356 (212 amino acids)
Source: RefSeq, a predicted model, not a curated record
AGCAGACGUCCAUAUAAGCGGUGGUCCUGGCGAACGAAAAUCAAAAUUUUGCUCUGGUGUUUUUGCGCGUUUGCCGCUUUUGUAGGCGUCUUUUGUGAAUGUUAAGUGCGACUUUUCGAAAUUCGAAAAUUUAAACGUAAAUGUGUUGAAUAGCAACAAAACGGUUUCAGGCAAAUUAACGGUUGUGCGGCAGCUUUGGUGCAAGAAAAAAGUAUUUUACAAUACAUUGUGUUAAAAAAGAUUACGUCAAAAAGACUCAGUUCACAAAACAGCUCAAACGGCAGGAAGUUAAAAAACAAAAACAUUAAAAAUAAAUAAAAUUAAAACAAUUACUAUAUACUAAAAAUUACGCCCACCUUAUAGCGUCUUAAUUAAUAAAGUUUCCACUAAAAAUAAAAUAAUAAAAAGUUUUUACAAUUCAAAUAUAUUAAAAUACUGACAGCAGAAGUUCAAAAUUAAAAUCACACACGCGCAGCGUAGCUUACAAAAAACCACAGUUAUAACCGCAGCGCAGUAAAUGAAAAAGAAAAUAUAACAGCAGCUAUUAAAGCAACAACUACAUAAACGACAAAAACAAGAGCAAUAAAGCCAGUACUUCAGCAGCUUCAGCCAACGAAACAUACACAUAUACCAACUACUACAGCCAUAACUUCCAAACAGGCAUCCUAACAACAACAAGUAAGAUAACAUUAAAAGGACUCCCAAAAGACACAGAAAAUGGGCUGCAAUACCAGUCAGGAGCUGAAAACAAAAGACGGCAACGCUGGCGACGCUAAUGGUGAGGGUGAGCUCAUCGCCAUAGCCGCAACCAGUAAUGGUGAUGUUGGUGUGAACGCUGGGGAGCAGAAUGGCAAUUUGGUGGAGCAGCAAAAAGCCGCCGGCGGUGGCGGUGGUGGUGGUGGUGUUGACGUCAAACAAACUAGAUUGACAGCAUCCGCAGCUUCUGCAGCUUCUGCCGUCUCAGCCUCAUCCGCAGUCUCCGCAGUUUCGGCAGCUUCGGCAGCCUCGGCGGCCUCGGCGGCUACGGCGACGUCAAACAAUCUUACAAAUCACUCGAAAUCAAAUUCAAUUAUAAGCAACGGUGAUGCUAACAAGCGCUCCUCCAGAGAUGAGGGCGAUGGUGGCAUACUCGAGAAGGCGCUGGCAACUGUGAAACAGCAAUGCGAUAAGGCGGAAAUAGUCGAGUUCAACGAUAUGGGUGAAUUGGGCGAAAUCGGUGAAAUGGGUGAGGAUGAAGAUAUCGAGGUGACAUAUCGCAUACCACCUGGCCAUCAUCAUCAUGGCAGCAAGAAGAUACAACGAAAUCCGCUCAGAAAUCUGGAUCUCGAUUUUAAAUUCGAUGUUAAUUCGUUUUAGCUACCUAUCACCAAAGCAACUACAC